AAGAAAGCAAUAAACAUUUCUUCAAAUUAUUCAUCUUCUUUUCUGUUUCCAACAUAGUAUCAGAGUUAUAAGCUCCUGAUUCUUCUUCUUUUUAUCAUCACUGCUUGGUUUUUGAGUUGGAUUUUUAGAUCUAUUCAAGAUCUGAAACUUUGUCAUUGGAUUCUCUUCUCUUACAAAUUGGAUUGUUCAUUCUUAAUUUUCAAGCCUUUUUUGAGACUCCAUCGUUAGUCAUAAAUAAUAGAUCUUCAUUUGAAUGUCUACAUGGUAUUCCUCCUGCCUAGAACUAUUUCCUAAUGACGCUAAUGUAGAUACAUUUGAUGAGCUCUAUGAUGCCUCUCCACUUGCUCCAUCUGGUUCUAUAGAAGAUGCUUUGCCUGUUGGUAAUGCAUUAGACAAUGUUGAGUCUUCUUCCCUUAAAUUUUCUGUAUCACUUGUUGGAUCUUACCUUGUUGAUAAUGACCCUAAAAAUGAGAUCCUUAAUCCACCUUCAAGUCAUCCUACUCCGAUGGAUGUGAAAAAUGCCUAUCUAAAUGGUGAUCUUGUAGAAGAAGUUUACAUGAAACCACCUCUUGGACUUAAGCAUCCUCCAAACAAAGUUCGUCGAUUGAAGCGAGUUUUGUAUGGCUUGAGACAAGCACCUCGAGCCUGGUUUGACAAGUUUAGUACCACCAUCAGUGAAUUUGGUUUUACUUCUAGUCCUCACGAUACUGCGUUGUUCAUACGCAAGACUAAUCAUGGUAUGUUUCUACUACUUCUUUAUGUUGAUGAUAUGAUCAUUAUUGGGGAUGAUGUUUUAGGUAUUUAUGAUCUUAAGCAAUUUCUCAGUCAUAAGUUUGAGAUGAAAGAUCUUGCUGUCUUGAGUUAUUUCUUGGGACUUGAGGUCACCUCUUCUAAUGAUGGUUAUCUUCUCUCCCAAACAAAAAAUGCUUCUGAUCUUAUAUCUAAAGUUGGACUCAUUGACACUAAAAUUGUAUCUACUCCUCUUGAACCAAAUAUACGACUUACACCCAUGGAUGGUUCUCCAUUAGCUGAUGCUACUUGUUAUAGACAGUUGGUUAGAAGUUUGAUUUAUCUCACUACAACACAACUAGACAUAGCUUAUGCAGUUCAUGUUGUUAGCUAGUUUAUGGUUACACCUCGCUCCACUCACUAUGCGGCAGUACUUCACAUCUUUCGCUAUAUUAAAGGUACCAUUUUUCA
Molecule: messenger RNA, 1200 nt
Organism: Rubroshorea leprosula
Lineage: Eukaryota; Viridiplantae; Streptophyta; Magnoliopsida; Malvales; Dipterocarpaceae
Source: the annotation of a GenBank genome assembly